This is a messenger RNA of Rangifer tarandus platyrhynchus (Svalbard reindeer), 966 nucleotides long. The record is from the annotation of a GenBank genome assembly. Lineage: Eukaryota; Metazoa; Chordata; Mammalia; Artiodactyla; Cervidae.
AUGCGAAAUGAAAGGAAUGUGACUGUGUUCAUUCUAGUAGGUCUUACACAGAACCCCCAAAUGCAAAAAGUAGUGUUUGUGGUGUUUUUGGUCUUGUACAUGGUAACCCUCUCAGGCAACCUGCUCAUUGUGGUCACCAUCACCACCAGCCAGGCUCUGAACUCCCCCAUGUACUUCUUCCUGACCCACCUUUCCUUGAUAGACACAAUUUACUCUUCUUCUUCGGCUCCUAAGUUGAUUGUGGACUCCCUUCAUGAGAUCAAGACAAUCUCCUUUAAUGGCUGUAUGGCUCAAGUCUAUGCAGAACACGUUUUUGGUGCUGCUGAGAUCAUCCUGCUGACAGAGAUGGCCUAUGACCGCUACGUGGCCAUCUGCAGACCUCUGCACUACACGGCCAUCGUGAGCCGCAGGCCGUGCCUCCUCCUGCUGGGGGUGGCCUGGACCGGGGGGUUUCUCCACGCCAGCGUUCAGAUCCUCUUUACAGUCCGGCUGCCCUUCUGUGGCCCCAAUGUCAUAGACCACUUCAUGUGUGACUUGUACCCUUUGUUGAAGCUUGUCUGCGUGGACACCCACAUCCUUGGUCUCUUUGUUGCUGCCAACACAGCAAAUGGAGGACUGAUCUGCACUGUUGUGUUUCUGCUCUUACUCGUCUCCUACGGAGUCAUCCUGCACUCUCUGAAGAGCCUGAGUCAGGAAGGGAGGCGGAAAGCCCUCCAGACCUGUGGUUCCCACAUCACUGUGGUUGUCUGCUUCUUUGUUCCCUGCAUUUUCAUGUAUGUGAGGCCUGCUAAGACCUUCCCCACUGACAAAUCUGUGAGUGUGUUCUAUACAGUCAUAACUCCCAUGCUGAACCCACUAAUCUACACUCUGAGAAACUCAGAGAUGACAAAUGCCAUGAAGAAGCUCUGGAGAAGGAGCAUGUCACCGAACAGGGUCCCAUUUGUUUAUUUUUGCUUUUAUUUCUAA